CCGCAUUACUCGCUCACACUCCAUUAGCUCCUCCCCAAAUCAGAUGCAAAGCAAGCCACCACUAAGCCCAAUCCAAACUUGUGCAUGCUACGAGUACUGGUUAGCAGCUUUUGCUCGUGCCGAUCUUGUCCGGUAGCCACGCCGACCUCGACUUAAUUCGCGACCACGCAACAACACGCUCGCAGGUCGAAUAAAACCUAGCGCCCAGUGCAUUCCCAUGCCCUGUUCUCGAUAAGCCCGGCCGAUCACGACACCACCUUGCGAGCUAAAGCAGCUUCGCCGUCGUCGUCUUCCUCGUGCCGUUACCACUUCUCGAGCCCCAGCUCGAUCGCUUUUGCUCACGUCGGGGUAGACAGAGGCAGGGGGAGCGCCGGAGCAGGGGAGACCGAUGCACCAGAUAGGGAGCGGCAUGUACGUGUCCGGCCGGGCGCCGGACAGGAAGCGGGAGCGGCACCUGUCGUCGGGGUCGGUGGCCACGCCGCCCUACACCGGCGGGGACGUGUCGCGGUCCGGCGAGCUGGGCCGCAUGUUCGACGUCUCCUCCUCCUCGCCGGCCUCCUCCUCGCGCCGCAGCUCCGGCCCGCUGCCUCCACCGCCCGUGCCGCUCCGGCCCCCGCCGUCGCCGGCGCUGUCCCAGCUCUCGCACUCGGGGCUCCUCGUGGGCCCGUCGCCGCCCCACGCGCCAUCGCCGGCGCGCGGGGCCGGGUCGUCGUGGAGGAAGCCCAGCAGGAUGCGCGCGGCCGCCGCAAAGGAGGAGGGGGCACCGGCGCCCGUCGUGGCGCGCGGGCGCACCAGGCUCGGGGUCCCGCUCGCGUGCUACGUGCUCGUGGCCGUGGCCGCCGUGGCCGGGGUCGGCGCCGGGGUGUUCUUUCUCGUGUCCUGGCGCCGGUGGGAGGGGCUCGCGGGCGCGGGCGGCGCCGUGGCGGUCGCCGCGGCCGUGCUCUCAUGGAACGUGGCGCGGUGCGCGGCCGAGGCGGAGCGGUUCUUCCGGCGGUCCCCCGACACGGUGUUCGACCAGGCCGACAUGCCCAUCGGCGAGCUCGUCAAGAUCACCGGGCAAGUCACCUGCGGCCGAAUCCCCGUGGGAGCCUGCUUCCACGACGCCGCCCGGUGCGUCUUCACGUCGGUCCAGGUGUACGGGCGCCGUGGAUGGGCAUGGGCCUGCUGCUGCUCCCGGUGGCAGCUCAGACACUCCGAGGCGCGGUCGACCAGUUUCUACAUCUCCGACAGGAACUCUGGGAGGAGGUUCUAUGUGCGCGCCGGGGAAGGAGCCAAGAUUACCUGGAUGAUCAAGCGGAAAAUGGUGAGCUUCGAUGGCGAGAAGAAGGGCGCGUCGCGGAGCCUGACGAGCUGGGCGGAGAGCCACGGCCUGUCCUGCGACGGCGCCGCGCGCGUAGAAGAAGGAUUCAUCAGGGAGGGGGACACGGCGAGCGUGAUCGGCGUGCUGAAGAAGCACCACGCCUUCGACGUCGUCGACGCACCGGAUGGGGUGGUGGCCACCGGAUGCCAGCCGGCGAGGUUCAUGUUCCCCGUGCUCGUCGAGGGGCUGGUGCUCAUCGGCAGCGAGGACCCCGACGAGGCCGUGUACAUAGUCUAACCUGCUGCUGCUCUGCAGGUUUGCGACGGCCGACCGGCCUUCAGCUGGUUUUGACAGUCUCAGUGCUGACUAUACAUAGGGAGAUCGAGAGGAUGUUUUAGUACCUCUGCGUUUUAGGUUUUGUCAGCACAAGGGUUUGCUGCUUCAUUAGUUCAUCCAUAUGAAAUGGUGUAAAUUAAAGUGGUGUAUAUGGGCUUGUUAGUAGAACUAAAAA
This is a messenger RNA of Lolium perenne, 1811 nucleotides long. RefSeq lists its product as uncharacterized. NCBI's taxonomy places the organism in Eukaryota, Viridiplantae, Streptophyta, Magnoliopsida, Poales, Poaceae. The record is from RefSeq and is a predicted model, not a curated record.